UCUCGUGUUUAUUUAUACUUUGAAAUUGAAAACUAACAUCACUCUGACUCUGACACCUCUUUUGAAUCCCUAAUAAACUCAUCAACAAUGGCGAUUAUCUCCGAUUUUCAAGACGAUGAACAAACCAAGAAACAAACUCCUCCAUCAUCAUCAUCAUCUUCUUCUCAAUCAAAACCCUCCAAAUCCAUUCCAUUCACUUCCACCUUCGAUCCAUCAAAUCCAACCGCUUUUCUUGAUAAGGUUUUCGAUUUCAUCGCUAAGGAAAGCGAUUUCUUCGAAAAAGAUUCUGCUGAGAAAGUGAUUCUGUCCGCCGGUCGCGCUGCCAAGGUAAAGAAAGCUAAGGUCGUUGCUGCCGAGAAAGCUAAGAUUGCUGCUGAGGAGAAGGCGAAGGCUGAGAAGGUUGCGGCCGCGGCAAAGGCUGAGAAGAAGGAUGUCGAAGGUAAGGAAGAUGAGAAGAAGGAUCAAGAAAGUACAUUAGCUGCUCCAAAUAAGGGUAAUGGUAUGGAUCUGGAGAAAUAUUCUUGGACUCAAACUCUCCAAGAGCUCAAUGUGAAUGUUCCGGUGCCACAUGGAACAAAAUCAAGAUUUCUCAUCUGUGAGAUAAAGAAGAACCAUCUGACAGUCGGACUCAAAGGCCAGCCACCGAUUAUUGAUGGGGAGCUAUAUAAAUCUAUCAAGCCUGAUGAAUGUUAUUGGAGCAUAGAGGAUCAGAGUAUUGUUUCUAUUCUUUUAACUAAGCAUGAUCAAAUGGAUUGGUGGAAAUGCUUGGUAAAGGGUGAUCCUGAAAUUAACACCCAAAAAGUUGAACCUGAGACCAGCAAACUAGGUGAUCUUGAUCCCGAGACUCGAUCGACCGUUGAAAAAAUGAUGUUUGAUCAGAGGCAAAAGUCCAUGGGCCUUCCUACAAGUGAAGAGCUUCAGAAACAGGAGAUGAUGAAGAAAUUUAUGAGUCAGCACUCUGACUCUGAGACCUCUUUUGAAUCCCUAACAAACUCAUCAUCAAUGGCGAUUAUCUCCGAUUAUCAAGACGAUGAACAAACCAAGAAACAAACUCCUCCAUCAUCAUCAUCAUCAUCUUCUCAACCAAAACCCUCCAAAUCCAUUCCAUUCACUUCCACCUUCGAUCCAUCAAAUCCAACCGCUUUUCUUGAUAAGGUUUUCGAUUUCAUCGCUAAGGAAAGCGAUUUCUUCGAAAAGGAUUCCGCUGAGAAAGUGAUUUUGUCUGCCGGUCGUGCUGCGAAGGUGAAGAAAGCUAAGGUCGUUGCUGCUGAGAAAGCUAAGAUUGCUGCUGAGGAGAAGGCGAAAGCUGAGAAGGUUGCGGCCGCGGCAAAGGCUGAGAAGAAGGAUGUCGAAGGUAAGGAAGAUGAGAAGAAGGAUCAAGAAAGUUCAUUAGCUGCUCCAAAUAAGGGUAAUGGUAUGGAUCUGGAGAAGUAUUCUUGGACUCAAUCUCUCCAAGAGCUCAAUGUGAAUGUUCCAGUGCCACAUGGAACAAAAUCAAGAUUUCUCACCUGUGAGAUAAAGAAGAACCAUCUGACAGUCGGACUCAAAGGCCAGCCACCGAUUAUUGAUGGUGAGCUAUAUAAAUCUAUCAAGCCUGAUGAUUGUUUUUGGAGCAUAGAGGAUCAGAGUAUUGUUUCCAUUCUUUUGACCAAGCAUGAUCAAAUGGAUUGGUGGAAAUGCUUGGUAAAGGGUGAUCCUGAAAUUAACACCCAAAAAGUUGAACCUGAGAACAGCAAAUUAGGUGAUCUUGAUCCUGAGACUCGAUCGACUGUUGAAAAAAUGAUGUUUGAUCAGAGGCAAAAGUCCAUGGGCCUUCCUACAAGUGAGGAGCUUCAAAAACAGGAGAUGAUGAAGAAAUUUAUGAGUCAGCAUCCUGAAAUGGACUUCUCAAGGGCAAAGUUAUCUUAGAAGAUUGGAGCUAUGAUCUUACCAUGCUUUCUGAAAAUAUUAUUCCUCUUUUGAAUGCUUUUUGGGAUAAUAUAUUAGCUUACAUAUAUUUUGAUAAGUUCUAGUCCAAAUCAAUUGGGUUUUUAUUCACAAACAUAUUUGUUUGGUGAAAUUACAUUGCCUUAUCUUUUGAACAUAUAUUAGAGUUUUAUAUCACUGAUUAAGCAAUAGUUAGAAAAA
Messenger RNA from Trifolium pratense (red clover), 2127 nucleotides. RefSeq lists its product as uncharacterized. The coding region runs from base 88 to 1908 and encodes 606 amino acids. Lineage: Eukaryota; Viridiplantae; Streptophyta; Magnoliopsida; Fabales; Fabaceae. Gene Ontology annotation, biological process: protein folding. Gene Ontology annotation, cellular component: cytoplasm. The transcript is spliced from 11 exons. The record is from RefSeq and is a predicted model, not a curated record.